This is a messenger RNA of Erinaceus europaeus (western European hedgehog), 1411 nucleotides long. It is a transcript of the gene TMPRSS12, whose product is annotated as transmembrane serine protease 12. The record is from RefSeq and is a predicted model, not a curated record. NCBI's taxonomy places the organism in Eukaryota, Metazoa, Chordata, Mammalia, Eulipotyphla, Erinaceidae. Bases 72 to 1106 code for a protein of 344 amino acids. Gene Ontology annotation, biological process: proteolysis. The transcript has 5 exons. Gene Ontology annotation, molecular function: serine-type endopeptidase activity.
GGGGCGCCCACGAGCCCGGCCGAGGGCCGACGGGCACCGCUGCCGCCAUCUUGCCCGCCGUGAGUUCCGCCAUGGGCUUGGGGCUCCUGAGCGCCGUGCUGUUGUUCGCGGGGGGCUCGCUCACGCACUCAGGACACCUGCCUCUCUCUGAGAGGCGGGAGCAGGUCGGAAGCCCCGGGUGGGCCCAUGCCACGCGCGACAGGCAGAAGCACCCCGGCCAGAAAGAGGAAGGGCCGGCCGCCCAGGGCAAUUGUGGAAGAGCGCGGCUGGUGAAUGUGCUGAAAGGGUCUCGCAUCAUAGGGGGAGCAGAUGCUCAAGUUGGUGCCUGGCCGUGGAUAGUUAGCCUGCAGAUAAAAUCCGGCAGAAAUCACGCUCAUGUGUGUGGAGGCAGCUUAGUGACAGAAAGGUGGAUCCUCACAGCUGCUCACUGCAUUAAAGACCCUAGUGACCCAUUCAAUUGGAGAGCUGUAAUUGGAACUAAUAAUGUAGAUGGGCACCGUUCGCAUUCCAAGACCAUGAAAGUGAAAGAAAUCAUUGUCCAUCCAGACUUCAACUCAUACACUUAUUUAAAUGACAUUGCGAUUUUUCUUUUAGCAAAAGCAGUGAGAUAUAAUGACUAUAUUCAGCCUAUUUGUUUACCUUUUGGUGUCUUCCAAAACCUGGACCAAAACACAAAAUGUUUUAUAAGUGGCUGGGGACGAACAAAAGAGGAAGGUAAUAUUACAAAGAUGUUACAGGAAGCAGAAGUACAUUACAUCUCUCGAAGUAUUUGUAAUUCUCAGCAGAGUUACGGGGGAAUCAUUCCCAACACUUCGUUUUGUGCAGGUGAUGAAAAUGGAGCUUUUGAUACUUGCAGGGGUGACAGCGGUGGACCAUUAAUGUGUUACUUACCAAAACACCAGCGAUAUUUUGUAAUGGGAAUUACCAGUUACGGAUACGGCUGUGGUCGGAAAAAUUUCCCUGGUGUGUACAGUGGGCCAUCCUACCACCAAAAAUGGCUGACAGAUCACUUGUACCAGACAGUCAGUAAUGGUGGGUCUAAGACAAGCUUUCGGCUCGGACAGGUUUUUCUAGCCUUAGGCUCUGUCAUAUUAGCAGUGCCAUAGAGAAAUUCAAAAUGACCCUUAUUUUGAAUUGUGCCCCCUUCCCUUGUCCUCUAUAAUGAAAAUUAUUUUAUUAUUUUAGCAAGUUCCCAUGGCAAAGUUCUCAUGUGAACAAUUUUUAGAAGAGAAGGAGUGUGAUUGUAAAUUUGGCACAGAAUCACAUGCUUCUUUGAUGUCUCUUAAAUUGUUUUACUUCAUAAUCAUAAUUUUGCAUUUGGAAUAUUUUCCGAGUUUGUACAAAAUAUUCUGUUAAAUGUAGACUUUAUAUAAAUAAGUGCCAAAUAAUAAAAUUUAUAAUUAAAUUGAAA